UUUCAUAGGUCCAAUAUGCUGUCCAUGGAAGAAAUAAACAAAACUGCAAAGGUACAAUUCUUCUUUCGUCCAUUCUCAGCUGACCCUACAGUACAGAUGGUGACUUUUGUGGCCUUCCUGGUGAUGUACCUGACCAGCCUCAGUGGAAAUGCCACGAUUGCAGUCAUUGUCCAGAUCAACCACUCCCUCCACACCCCCAUGUACUUUUUCCUGGCUAACUUGGCCGUUCUGGAAAUGUUCUAUACAUCUUCCAUCGCCCCAUUGGCCUUGGCAAACCUGCUUUCAAUGGGCAAGACUCCUGUGUCCAUCAGUGGAUGUGGCACCCAGAUGUUUUUCUUUGUCUUCUUGGGUGGGACUGACUGUGUCCUGCUUGCAGUCAUGGCUUAUGACCGGUUUAUAGCAAUCUGUUACCCUCUGAGAUACACCCUCAUCAUGAGCUGGCCCUUGUGUGUGGAGCUGAUGGUAGGGUCCCUGGGGCUGGGGUUCCUGCUGUCCCUGCCACUGACUAUUUUAAUCUUCCAUCUCCCAUUCUGCAACAACAAUGAAAUCUACCACUUCUACUGUGACAUUCCUGCAGUCAUGCGCCUGGCUUGUGCAGACACACAUGUUCACAAGACUACCCUCUAUAUCAUUAGCUUCAUCGUCCUAACCAUCCCCCUCUUACUGAUCUCCAUCUCCUAUGUCUUCAUUGUGGCAGCCAUUUUGAGGAUCCGGUCAGCAGAAGGGCGUCACCGGGCCUUCUCCACCUGCUCCUCCCACAUCUUAGUGGUCCUCCUGCAGUAUGGCUGCACCAGCUUCAUAUACUUGUCCCCCAGUUCCAGCUACUCUCCUGAGAUGGGCCGGGUGGUGUCCGUGGUCUACACUUUUAUCACUCCCAUUUUAAACCCCUUGAUCUAUAGUAUGAGGAACAAGGAACUAAAAGACGCCCUAAGAAAAGCACUGAGAAAGUUCUAG
Molecule: messenger RNA, 954 nt
Organism: Ceratotherium simum simum (southern white rhinoceros)
Lineage: Eukaryota; Metazoa; Chordata; Mammalia; Perissodactyla; Rhinocerotidae
Product: olfactory receptor 10V1
Biological process (GO): G protein-coupled receptor signaling pathway
Cellular component (GO): membrane
Molecular function (GO): G protein-coupled receptor activity; olfactory receptor activity
Source: RefSeq, a predicted model, not a curated record